AUGAGGGGUUCCGAUGAUAGCGCAAUGGUGGGGUUCACGACGUUGCACACUCCCAUAAACUCUACAGUGAAAACGGAAGCUGCCGAUGCACCGGUGGACAUCAAGUUGUCAUUUCCAAAAACAAGUUCGGGAGAAGGUCAGGAGACAUUUCGCCAGCUGAAAAUUCUAUCAGCCCGAGCCGAGCAACUAAGGAAGGAGCAGGAGACGCACCUCCAGAAGGCUCAAGAGCUGCAGCGACUGAUAGAAGCGGGCGAACUUGCUUGCGGGCGAAUGACUCAACAAGUGCUGCAAACACAAGAGGUAAUUCGGCAGAUGACUCGGCAGGUGGCGGAGACACAGAAUGCAAUUGAUAUCCGGAGAAGGCACAUCAAUGAAGACGAGGAUAGAUUAUCGCAAGAGAUGCGGUCCAGAGCGCGCAAAACGGAGGAAAUUAUGUCGAUUGUCUCACAAAUUAACACACUUGCAAUAGAGGCGAAUGCUGAAGCAUCCACUAGUGGUGCGUCACUUUGGCACGAGUCAGACUGA
Molecule: messenger RNA, 525 nt
Organism: Rhinocladiella mackenziei CBS 650.93
Lineage: Eukaryota; Fungi; Ascomycota; Eurotiomycetes; Chaetothyriales; Herpotrichiellaceae
Exons: 2
Coding region: 1-525 (174 amino acids)
Source: RefSeq, a predicted model, not a curated record